AUGGCGGCGACCGCUCCCGCAGAGACGAUGCCGCUGAACACCGCAGGCAAAAGCACGGUGGGGACAACGUCGGCACCGGCGGCGGACGCCGCCGCCCAGCCCCAGCCGCCACCGCUCCAAGACAGUCUCACUCGGCGCCUCUUCGCGUCGUGGCAGCAAGGUGUGGUGGCCAGCAUUGGCGCCGUAAUGGGUAUCGGCUUCCUUUUAUUUUUUCUAUACACCCCGGUGAAGGAGGACACGGUGCACCACACCGCCGUGGUCGCGUCUGAGGCGCUGGCUGACGCGCGGCUUAAAGGGCAGGCGGUGCAGCUCUCCAAGGAUGUCGUGCUGGAGGUGCUGCGGAAUCCCAAGUCUCUCGACGCGACCGUGGACGUCGUUGUCGAGCUGCUAGCGCGCGAAGAGACGAAGAUUGCCGUCUCCUCGCUCCUUCAGUCCUUGUUCGAGGACCACUACACGCAGGAGGUGACGAAGAAAUUCGUGUUGCGGGUGGUGCAAGACCCUUGGAUUCAGGAUCAGCUGCAGAUGAUCACGGAAGAACAGGUGCGCAAGCUUCUCAACAACGCCGCUGUCAAGACUGAGCUGUCCAAGUUCCUACUCAAGUCGGCGGUGGACUCGCUUGAAAAGCCGCAGCUGCACUACGAGGUGGCGAAGGCGAUGCGUCACUCUGUCGCGUCGCUCGUGAACUUCUGGUGGAUUUGA
This is a messenger RNA of Leishmania major strain Friedlin, 699 nucleotides long. RefSeq lists its product as hypothetical. The transcript has a single exon. NCBI's taxonomy places the organism in Eukaryota, Euglenozoa, Kinetoplastea, Trypanosomatida, Trypanosomatidae. Bases 1 to 699 code for a protein of 232 amino acids. The record is from RefSeq and is a predicted model, not a curated record.